AUUGAAGUGGUGUGUUCUUAGGGAAUCUCAUCAUUUUAACUACAAAUAAUGCAAAAGUCUCCUUCCGUUUUGUGAUCCCCCAACCAGGAUAUUGAUGAACUCCCCCUAGCGGAAGUGCCUGCAGCUCAAUAAGCUACAUCGUUCGUUUGAUCAGAGUGAAUUUGUGAAAGUUGUUUCCACUGGGAAGGAGCUGCCUGGGAAUACACUGUCGACAGCUUUUCUCGCAUUUAUUCUGGAGAAAUGAGGCGGAAAGAAAAACGUCUACUGCAGUUCGCAGGGUUGCUUAUAGCGGCUCUUCUUUUCCUGCCGAACGUUGGUCUGUGGUCAUUGUAUCGAGACCGAGUCUUUGAGAACUCGCCAGAAAUAGUGGAGGGACCGGGUGGCAUCCUUCAAAUACAGGGAUUGAACGUCAGGCCUCGGAAUAAUGCCCAGCUGGGGCGGGACGGCGUGCGGCGGAAAGACUGGCACGACUACGAUGCAAUUAGGAGAGACGCUACUCGCUCUGGUAACGGCGAGCAGGGGAAGCCUUUUCCGCUGACCGACGCUGACCGGGUGGACCAGGCCUACAGGGAGAAUGGGUUCAACAUCUACGUCAGCGAUAGGAUCUCCCUCAAUCGCUCUGUCGCAGACAUCCGGCACCCAAACUGUAAACAGAAGCUGUAUGCGGAGAAGUUGCCCAACACCAGCAUCAUCAUACCAUUCCACAACGAGGGUUGGUCAUCCCUGCUCAGGACUGUACACAGCGUGCUCAACCGGUCCCCCCCUGAGCUCAUUGCUGAGGUCAUACUGGUGGACGACUUCAGCGACAAAGAGCACCUUAAGGCAUCUCUGGAAGAGUACAUGGUGCGGAUGCCCAAGGUGAGGAUCUUGCGCACCAAGAAGAGGGAGGGGCUCAUCAGGACACGUCUGCUGGGGGCGGCAGCCGCCAAGGGAGAGGUCAUCACUUUCCUCGACUCGCACUGUGAAGCCAACGUCAACUGGCUGCCCCCGCUGCUGGACCGUAUCGCCACAAACAGGAAGUCCAUUGUCUGUCCGAUGAUCGACGUGAUCGACCAUGACAACUUUGGUUACGAGACACAGGCCGGUGACGCCAUGCGAGGAGCGUUUGACUGGGAGAUGUACUACAAACGCAUCCCCAUCCCCUCUGAGCUGUCAAAAGAGGACUCUAGCGAACCCUUCGAGUCUCCUGUGAUGGCUGGUGGACUCUUCGCCGUGGACAGAAAGUGGUUCUGGGAGUUGGGAGGAUAUGACACAGGACUGGAGAUCUGGGGAGGAGAGCAGUACGAGAUCUCUUUCAAGGUGUGGAUGUGUGGUGGGCGUAUGGAGGACAUCCCAUGCUCCAGGGUGGGUCACAUCUACAGGAAGUAUGUUCCCUACAAGGUCCCCGGCGGGGUCAGCCUGGCCAGAAACCUAAAGCGAGUGGCAGAGGUGUGGAUGGAUGAGUAUGCCGAGUAUAUCUACCAGCGAAGGCCAGAGUACAGGCACCUGUCAGCAGGAGACAUGACUGUGCAGAAGGACUUGAGGAGUAGCCUCAACUGUAAGAGCUUCAAGUGGUUCAUGACAGAGGUGGCCUGGGACCUGCCCAAGCACUACCCACCUGUGGAGCCCCCUGCUGCUGCCUGGGGAGAGCUGCGCAACGUAGGCAGUGGUAUGUGCAUGGAGAACAAACAUUUUUCGUCUGGGUCGCCCAUCCGCCUGGAGACAUGUCUUAAGGGGCGGGGCGAGGCCGGGUGGAGCCAUGGACAGGUGUUCACGUUUGGCUGGAGGGAGGACAUCCGCGUGGGGGACCCCAUGCACACUAAGAAGGUGUGCUUUGAUGCCAUCUCCCACAACAGCCCCGUCACCCUGUACGACUGCCACGGCAUGAAGGGCAACCAGCUGUGGCGCUACAGGAAGGAUAAAAGUUUAUACCACCACAUCAGUAACAGCUGUAUCGACAGCAACCCCACAGAGAGAAAGGUGUUUAUGAACAUGUGUGACCCCAGCGUCCCCAGCCAGCAGUGGGUGUUUGAGAAGACCAACACCACAGUGCUGGAGACAUUCAACCGCAGUAACAACUGAGACCAGUAGGGGUCAGCACUGAACCUGAAUACCACUCACCCAGGGACUGUGUUGUUUUACUAAGACAGAAGUGGGCUGUUGUUUCUCUAAAAGGGUCUGGGGGGGAAAGGGGGGUUAGCAUUGGCAAGCCAGUCUAGACACAUCAGUUAUUGGGAGAUGGAGAAAGUAUGGCGCCUGAGAGGCUCGCUCUCUGUGGUGGCGGGGACUUCCUACGUCAAGGGGAUUAGAUCUGGCACGGCCAUUCUGAUGUUGCCCGUCUCACUUCCUUAUUCACGCUCCGCUCUGCUUCUCUGUGCAUCUCCCAGGUGUCUCUGCCCAUAUGUCCAUCUCCAUCACCCUGCGUGAGUGCGCCUCUUACUCAGU
Molecule: messenger RNA, 2424 nt
Organism: Salvelinus namaycush (lake trout)
Lineage: Eukaryota; Metazoa; Chordata; Actinopteri; Salmoniformes; Salmonidae
Product: polypeptide N-acetylgalactosaminyltransferase 10-like
Exons: 12
Coding region: 241-2061 (606 amino acids)
Cellular component (GO): Golgi apparatus
Source: RefSeq, a predicted model, not a curated record